UAUUUCAAAGAUCAGUUGGAUGAAUCGGUUGAAAUGAUUUUUUAUGGUUAACCCAAUGGGCGCCCUGUGGUACUGCUCAUGCCCAGUUCCCACCAGUCCUAAUGGCUAAUGGCGGAAGUUGCCAGCCCGCUAUUAGCGUCCUUCUAGGAAUCAACAAGUGUCCAUUUCUACGAAACUAGCACCAGUUGCAAACUGGUACUUUAUAAAAUAUACCAUAGUUAUAGCCAUGGGUGAUAUUUUCCUACCUACAGAGCAAUGAGCGAAGGUCUAUCCAAGUUGAUUCGUGAGUCAUGUAGAACUGGAGAUCUAGAUGUCCUUCUGAAUGUCAAGUAUAACUAUCCAAAUGUUGCCACUGAUCUCGUUAAAGGUUCUGCCGAUGCAGAUGAUGAGCUGCCUUUUCUACACGUUGCAUGUCAAAAUGGACACCUUAGCAUAACAAGGCAUCUGAUCUAUGCAGGUGCAGAUGUCAAUCAAUCAAAACUGUCACAGACACCAAUAAACAUUGCAUGUCAGAAGGGGCAUGCUGAACUUGUUGACUAUCUUAUAUCAAAUGGUGCAGUUAUAGACCCAAUGGAGUCUGAUUUUGAAAACUCACCCAUCUACUUGGCAUGCUGUAAUGGCCACACAAGCAUUGUAGAGUCUCUUGUCUCCAAGGAACCCAUGAUUCUACGCAGGAGUGGUCAGCUUCUUUUGUAUAUAGCAGCUUACGAAGGGCAUCUGGAUAUUGUGAAGUUUUUUAUUCAAAGACGAGUUAAUAUUAAUCAUACUGGGACCAUUGUAAAUGAGGAAGGAGUUGCUGUUGAAUCGCUAGGGGCACUUCAUGGAGCUUGCAAAGGGAAGAAGGCCAACACCGUACAGUAUCUCAUUGAAAACGGAGCUUUGGUUACUGAAAGCAUUGUAGAUGAAUUUGGAGAAGAUGUGUUGAAAACUGUGCUUUUUAGAUACACCAAAGAUGCCAAUGUAAAGCGAAAAACCACUUUCUCUUUUGAGCAUGACCCAAAUGUGAAUAGGUUCAGUGUUAACUGGGGACACAAGAAUCUACAUGCCCUCCACAAAGCUUGGUUUGUUGACUACUCGUUGAAUCUUGUGAGGAUCGACCUUGCUAACAACAGCCUGCAUGAACUUCCAGAGGAACUGCUCAACACACUGCCAUUACUAGAAGAGCUAGAUGUAUCCAACAACAACUUAGUGUCACUACCAGAAAUCAGCAAUUUAUCAUUUAUGAGCCUGGAGAAGCUCUUUGCCCAGCGUAACAACCUCACAUGGGUUUCAUCAUCCCUUUUUCAACUGAAGACACUCAAUAAAUUAAAUCUCUCCCAUAAUAAGCUGACCAUGCUUGGUGAGGAAGACACAGACUUAGGCAGUCAAGGCUGGAUGAGAUGUACUUCCCUAAAAGUGUUGAAGGUCACCCAUAACCUCCUUGAGUCUUUACCCUUUGGUAUCCAGUCUGCAUCAUCACUGGUCAAGCUUUUCCUCAGUAAUAAUAAACUGAAAGAGUUUCCGAUGCCAUGGAAGUGCCCCUUGGAAACUCUGGAUCUAUCCUACAACAGCUUUACAUCAUUUGUCUGCAGUGUAGACAUGGUCUGGGCAAACUCUCUGCUAUACCUGAACUUAUCACAUAACCAUUUAGACGCAAUAUCUGGAAAUGUGUGCCAGCUAAAUGCUCUGCAAGAACUGAAUGUGAGCCAUAAUAAGAUCAGACGGCUUCCUCAGGAUAGAUACUGGUGCUGCACGAAUCUCCACAAACUUGACCUUUCAUAUAACAAGUUGACUGCCAAAUACCAAGGCGAUGGUACAGGUUUCACGUUACGACAAAGAUUGUUCAAGACGCCAUCGCAAGAGGAAUAUCAGGAAGCUAGCACUGACUGUGAGUUUCCAGUGGAUUUGUUUGCCCCAACUUUAGAAACGCUACUUCUAAACGACAAUGGACUUUUGGUCGUACCGCCAUCUGUCUGCAGGCUCACAAAUCUAAACGAGCUUGAUCUUAGCAACAACCCUGACUUGAGGACCUUGCCACCACAGCUCGGGAAUCUAAGGGACUGCUGGCAACUUCGGCUCAACAAACUCACGUUGACAGAGUUACCUAAACAUGUCAGACCAGGUACUAUAGGUGUCCGCUCCAAGGAUACCCUUGCCUUCCUGAGAGCGACCUUGCGAAAGUCGGUGCCUUACUACAGGAUGAAGCUGAUGGUAGUUGGAAUCCAGGGAUAUGGCAAGACCACGUUGUUGGCAGCAUUGAAAGGCCAGCCACUGCCAAGCAAUCUAUCGACGGUUGGAAUUGUGGUGGACGAGUGGUCCGUACAGAUUUCCACUUCCUUGCUAUCUCGCAUUGGUAUAACCUCGGGUAUUGGCCCAACCAUCACCUUAAGCACGUGGGAUCUAGCGGGUCAGAGCGUGUACUACGCCGCCCAUCAAAUGUUUCUCACCCCUAGCACGCUGUAUCUGGCUGUGUGGAAUGCCACUCUGGGUGAGGAAGGGGUUGAAAACCUCAGAAGCUGGUUAUUGAACAUCAAGGCCCGCGCUCCGUACUCUGACGUCAUCAUUAUCGGAACUCACCUUGACCGGAUCCCGCGAGCAUCCCGCGAGUCUCGGGUCAAGGAGCUGAAUCAUAUGAUCAUGAAGAGAUACAACACUAAAGGUUUCCCCAAGAUCGUGGGCUACACAGUGGUAUCAGCGGUCACAGGGGAAGGCAUCACAGAGCUGAAAGAGCUUAUUUAUAAGAAGGCGAUCAAUUCCAAAGAGCAGGGGCAAUUAGUGAUCGGGAAACAGGUUCCCUUGAGCUACAUCCAGCUGCAGGACGCCAUACGUCACGAGGCGGAGAGGAGGCGAGAAGCGAGAAAGCCACCCAUACUCCUAGAGGAAGAGAUGCUAGCACUUGCUGCCGGCAACAAGGACAACGACAUCCACGACCACGAAGAGCUCGCGCUAGCCACGCGCUUUCUUCACGAUAACGGUGUUCUUCUGCACUACAACGACCAACUCCGUGGUCUGAACACACUGUACUUCAUCGACCCUGCGUGGGUGUGUGACCUGAUAGCCAGUAUCGUCACGGUACGGGAGAAGAACGGCUACGUGCGUGACGGUAUCAUGCUCACAAGUAACGUACGGAUGGUGUUGCGUGACCCUCGCUUUCCACCCAACUUUAUACCUCAGUACUUGCAGUUGAUGGAGAGGUUCGAGAUCGCUCUCACCUUAGAUGACUUCCAGAUCCUCAUCCCUUCCAUGCUCCCCCACGAGGCCCCUGGUAUAAAGAUGAACGAGCUCUACAGACUCUUCCAACGCACAUCACCUGACAGUACCCCCCACAGUUCUGCAACGCUACCAACGAGGAAACAGAGCAAAGAGUCAAGCGAGAUGGACGCCUUACCAUUUCUCAAUGUUUUUACGUCUAGCGAGAUGGACGCCAAAGCAAAGGCAAGCACUCUAGGCGUACCAGGGAGACGCCAACCUCGUGGCACUCACGACAAGGACGGGAGUUCUUUUGAUCAAAAGGAACUCGACCUGGACGAUGAUUCCCAUGACUCUAUCCAGCGGAACUACCAGAUGGCGUACGUCCCUAGCGGCCUAUGGAGUCGCUUGAUUACCCGGCUGCUCGUCUCGCUCCAGCGAUGGCGACAAACAGAGGGAAUUGACGAGAGCAGAUUGAGCGUGAUCUACUGGAGGAAAGGGAUCGGAGUGAUGUACGAGGAAGGGCACUUCGUGGUCAAGUCCUACAGAGAAAUGGUCCCGCUGUCUAGCGGUCGCCGGUUCGAGGAGCUUGAGGGCAUCACGGUACAGGUAUGGUCUAACGUCAAGGACUUCUCCGUCAUGGGAUUCAUAGUGGAUCAGAUCGACGCACUCAUCUCCGAGUGGUACCCAGGUCUAGACGAUACUGAUAACUUCGGCUAUCCCUUGGUACGACGCCUGAUCCCUUGCCCCAAGUGUACCACCGACAUCAGGAAGCGGCCCCCUUCCCUCCGUCGCUCAUGCUCCAUGGAGUUCCCCUCCCAACGCCUCCAGCGCCCCUUCAACUUCACUCUCCCCACGUGUGCAGCCGCCGCCCUUAUGUUCUCCACUAUAAGCUGUCCCUACCACCCCGACAGCGUGGUCUGUCUUGACGAACUGGUCCCAGAUUUAAUGAUGACCGAUCUCCCAAGGCAUUUACUCGUAGAGAGAUGCGACUUUUCGUAUAGGGACGAUGCGGCGAGUCGACUUGGCGGGGGAGGGGCGGGGGAGGUAUUUAGGGGGGAACUGAGGAAUUCUUUUGUCGCAGUCAAGACUUUUCACUCAACACGUGCGUCAGGCCUGUUGUUUGACAGCGGUAUCGGAGAAAGGUCUGGAGCCCGAGAUUGGUCAGCGGCAUCUUCCUCCUUGCGCCCGCGCAGUGAGGGCACAAGCAUGCGCAGAGCAGGUUUGCACCGGUUCGAGGUUGAUCUAGAUGACGAAAAUGUCGAGAAUGAGCUUGAGAAGACGAAGGUUGUGCGCGCAUUCUGGGAUCUCAGACAGGAGGUCGCAGUCCUCUGCCACCUUCAGCACCCGUGCGUAGUCCGCCUUCUUGGCGUGUGCCUACGCCCUCUCUGCUUCCUCCUGGAGCUUGCCCCCCAUGGAAGCCUGGCUUCAGUCAUGGAAGACAUCACUCUUGGGCGGCGGGAGACUGAGAAGGAGCACGUUGGUGCCAAGUCCAUAAAGUAUGAGACCAAGCAGACCCCACUGGGCAGGGGUCUUACUUACAAGAUUGCAUACCAGGUCGCAAGUGCAUUGUGGUAUCUGCAUGACAGUGACAUUAUCUACCGCGAUCUGAAAACCGACAACGUCCUCGUGUGGUCCUUACACGAUACGGAUCUUGUCAAUGUCAAGCUGUCCGACUAUGGAAUCUCGUGUUUUGCCACACCCCAGGGCGUGGCAGGGGAUGAAGGUACCCCUGGUUACCAGGCCCCCGAGAUCCUACCUGGAAUCGGCUACGAUGAGAAGGUCGAUAUCUUCUCCUACGCCAUUUUUCUGUAUGAGUUAAUGUCCGGGACACGUCCAUUCCGUAAUUACCGCAGCGCUGUGGACAUAAAAAGGGACAUCAGACGCAACAUCCGACCCUCACUGGAAGAACAAGAAAUUGACAGUCAGCUGCCACGACUCGAGCAGUUGAUGCGGUGGGGCUGGAGAGAGCUUCCUGAGCAGCGACCCACUGCCGAGACCCUUCUCCAUGAGAUGGAGGAUCCGGCCUUCCUCUGCCAAUUCCGUAUUAUGCCGAGUCCUGAAGAGGGAGGAGUCCUGGAGAAGAUCACAGCUGUCUAUGGGUUGGCGCAGUCCGGAUCAGGUAACCCGGGUCUGGGUGCCGUGACCCCUGGCUCCUCGCCUAACUUCGUACUGGUGUGGAGUCGUGAGCGUGAACAGCGUAACUUCAGCAUGUUGAACUGUGACACGGGCGUGUUUUACCGACAGGAGGAGUCUUGUCCGGGCCACAGAGUGCUUUGUAUGGCCAGGGUCGGAACUAGGACAUGGCUUGGGACCGAGGGUCAGACUAUUGAGGUCUUUGGUAAACGUUCUUGGCGCCUUCCCAGCACCCUUUGCUCCUUCAUCGUCAAAGCCCCAGUUCUCGCUCUGCUAACGGAGGAGCAUCCACUGCAGGCCCAAGCAGAGCCUCAGACGAGGCCUCAAGUAAAGAAAGUAUACGCGUCACUCGCCAACGGCACCUUAGUCGUAUUCACACACAUCAGCGCUUCCACGGCCUGUCAAUUACACAGUGACGUCACACUCAGCUACACUGACGUCAGCGAUGACGUCAUCAAGAAGGAGAUGUCAGAGUGGCGUGACAUUCAAGUCAUCAAUCUCGGGCAAAACCGUAACCCAGUGAAGUGCAUGGUUCUCGUGAACGACUCCCGGGAGCUUUGGGCUAGCUGUGGUAACAAGAUACUGAUUGUCAGUACGCAAACUCUGGCUGUGAUAGAGGAAAUCACUGUCUACUCUUCACUGCGGGCUCACAUUCGUAAGAUGGUCGUGAGUGGGGAUAAGGUCUGGAGCAUCGAUCGUCGAUCUACCAAAAUUCUAGAAUGGGACGUCAAGUCGUACCAGUUGUCAAGGGUGUUUGACGUGGACUUGGAACACCCAAUCGGCAAGAUCGUCUGCAAGCCCUUUGAGAAUUCUUUGGACCAAGACAUUGGCGAGGAAGAGGCGGCGAUACCUACCAUACCGCGCAUGCGCCGCCCCGAACAUGUGUCUGUGAACCCGCCCUCCUACGGUGAAGCCACACAGACUGUUGACGCCUCCACAAGCCCUGGCACGAAAGUCCUUGUAGACCGAGCCCUGGGAGGGGGGAGGGUGAGUAGAUCUGGUGCGCUGAAGAGACGAUCAGCUUGUGGGCCUUAUCGACCUGAUCCACAGGAAGACCGCGGCGAUCUCCGUAUCGAAGGUCACACCGACUCUGAUAGAAUAGAGAAAACAUAUAACGCAAAGAUUUUGAUUCCCGGCGGUAGUGACGAAACAGACGCUGAGAGAAAUGAGAAGAGUAAUUCUGAUGGCGACCUCAUGGGGACGUCCAGAGAAAAUGACGACACAGACACUAAGAGAACAGACGCGGAGAGAGGGGAGAAGGGUAAUUCUGAUGGCGACCUCAUGGGGACUUCCGUUGACAGUGGGUUUGCUGCUGAGGAUUUGGGUGCUUGCUUGACAAAACAAGACGAUGAGGAUCAAGAUAGGAUCGGUUCGGUUGAAGAGGGUGCCUCUAUUGCUGAUGAGACCGAGUCAAACAAAGAAACAAAAGAAAAGCAUCGGGAGGAUGAGGUUGGUGUCUCCAACAAAGAGUCAACUCAGAGCGGAGAAGGAGAUGGACAAAGUGCAGGCAAUGGUUGCGUCAUAGCCGAUCUUGCUGAAGAAAACGUGGCUUCAGGUGACAUCAAUUGGACUGUUGAAAAGUCCCUAAAAACAAAUAAUAUAAAUUCAAACGACGAAGAAUUUGGCUCAAAUGGUGCUAAUAUCGAAAGUGCUGAUAGUAGAAAAGAUAAACGCGUCCCUGGAGAAGAAUCAUUAGAACUGAGGUCAGACAAAAACGCAAAUGAUCCAAAGGCAAAUACAGCAGAAACAGAAGAGGAAAAUGGAAACUCAGAAUUUGAAUUAGUAGACCGUGAGCGGCUGAUUGUCGAACAUGCGCGCCUGCGCAGUGAAGCAAAACGAGCGGCAAUCGAAGCAGGCGACGCGUCAAUGGCGUCACUCAAGGCGAAACCCAGGACCACACAAAGAGGUCCGUCUCUUAUGCGAUCUUGGAAGCGUUCUAAGCGACAACCAAUGACGUCACUAGACCGCGGAUCUCGUGACCAAAUAGACUCACCCAAAAAGCGUGGGCAGCGACCACGACUACAAGUCAGGAUGGGAUCUAUGAACAAGGUGAUGACGGUGCAGAUGGUUGGGGGCGUCCUCUGGGUCGGCAGGGGCAGAGGGGAUAUCCUGGUAAUCAAUGUGGACCCGGACGCGAAAGAGUGUGAGUAUGGCGAGGUGUUGGCCCAGCUGGAGAUCGACAAUAACAUGGACUACAGCAACGGGCAGAUGGACGAGAUUAUCAUCACAGGCAACGAUAAGGUCGUUUGCCUUCGUCGUCUAGAACCAAUGCGCACGCGCAAGCUUGCAUCACUUGAUACGCCCCAGUAUAGUCCAUACAACGCGGACCCUUCGACAGAGCGGUAUCAGGUGAUUGUCCUGGAGGCCUGGGGUCGAAGUGAAUUUCAAGCAUUCAAGACUUAUUUAGAUCAAUUCAACUCAUUGAUGGAGUGAAUGAAAUCCGUUCUUGAAGACAUGUGCCGUUCUCAGUCGGACUUGCACACUUCAGGCUUAGGCGUAUGUUUACUACAAGCUGUAUUAAGCAGCCACCUUUGCGACCCAAGCAAAGUGUUGUUGUAGGGAAUCUGUUUAUCAAGGACACCGUUGGGUCUCCAGCGAUGCUUGUUGUAGAAUUGAACCUGUAUAAAGCGUGCGCAUUCGAGAUGCACCCUUUGCGGUCGCUCAUCCCGGCGAAAGAAGGAAAGAGCUGGAUCAUCGAGUAUGCCAUCGGUAACAGUGGAAUCGACUAAAAAUGUUUUGCAUGUAGAAGAAACAUAUUUUCAUCAUCGUAGCUUUUUAAAAGAAAACAAUUUACAGCUUUCCGUGAAUGGAAAACAUAGACGUAAUGACAAUCUAUAUCGUCACAAAAUUGCAAGGAUAUUAAUUUUAAUUUAGACUUGUUUUUUUAGAUUAAAAUUUGUUUUUAUAGGGUACUAAAGUCAAAGACUUGAAUUUCAGAAAUUGUUGCAUGACUUGCCGCAAUAGUAAUUGUGCUCUUUCAAAUCGCAGUAGAAAUCAAGCAGUUUUUUUAGUAUUAAAUACUUGGUAUUUUUCAUAUUUUGGCAAUUUUUAGAAAAAAAUUAUUAUGAGUACAGGCGUAUCAAAAUAAAAAUAGUUUGCCUUAUUGAUUAUCAGUUUUGUUUUUGGUUUACUCUAAAGGUACUAAGCCCUGUAAAUAGAACUAGAACCACAUAGCAUAUGUAUACACCUAUUUCAAAAAGGGUCGCACUCCAGGAUCCCUUGUCGUGACCCGCGGUGGCUCAUGGGUAGCGAAUAAACGGCUGAAUCCUUGUUUUUUAAAGCCGUGUCAAUAAGAACACGAACAAGAAUUCUACAGCUUUUGAAACCUGGAUUUGUAUUUUAUUUACGCUUAUUUGCUUAUUUACUUGAUGACCAUGAAUCACUGUGGGAUAAGAUACACACAUUCUCUGAGUGCAACCUUAUUUGAAAUAGGUGUAUAUUUCAAAUCUUGGAACAUAUAGUUUUCCAUGCGUGGUCGUACGACACGGGAAAGCUUGAGAGGACAUCAAGUCUUUGGAAACACGAGGGUGCGCAUUUUAUUACUCUUGCUCCCAGAAAAAAGAUCAGGGUUACAUACAUACAUUUUUCACGAGUCUAACCCCCAAAAGGUUACAAUCGAUAAAUUUUCUAUUGGUAUCGUAAACUAUCCCAAGCAAAGUCACCAUCUGACUGGAAGUUACAUUCGGGAAAAAGAUCAGGGUUACAUUCGGGAAAUUUUUUACGAGUGUAACCUUCAAAAGGUUACAAUCGAUAAUUUUUCUCAGAAUGUAACUUCCAAAAGUAACAUUAGGAAAAAAAAAAUAUUAUACUCGGAAAAAAAGUAUAUCUAUCUAUCGCGCGCUAUGCUCUGCGUUAGAAUCACCUCAAUCAAGUUAUCUAAGGAAUCUAGUUAAUUCUUGUGUGCAUAAAAUAUAUACAGGAUCCUGAACAAAGCAUGAGCACAUCAAAGAUGCUGAGAGUACAUAAAAAUGUCCCUAUCCCUUUUUUAAUGUCACGACACACAAAGAACAUUAUAAUUAAGUAUCGAUAUUUU
Messenger RNA from Nematostella vectensis (starlet sea anemone), 9337 nucleotides. RefSeq names its product leucine-rich repeat serine/threonine-protein kinase 1. Gene Ontology annotation, molecular function: protein binding; ATP binding; protein kinase activity. Gene Ontology annotation, cellular component: plasma membrane. NCBI's taxonomy places the organism in Eukaryota, Metazoa, Cnidaria, Anthozoa, Actiniaria, Edwardsiidae. Gene Ontology annotation, biological process: protein phosphorylation. The coding region runs from base 256 to 7737 and encodes 2493 amino acids. The record is from RefSeq and is a predicted model, not a curated record. The transcript is spliced from 27 exons.